AUGUUUGAAAUUCAGCUCAGGCAGAUAGCUGAAGCUAUGAAGUUGAAGCUGAAGGGAACGUUGCCUGGGACAGUCGAGACUGUCCUGAAUCAAGCGAAGACCAUUGAGACAAGGAGUGGAAAGCGAACACAAUCGCCACCGCUGCCAGACAGAGGUACUAAUCAUUCUUCUACUUCAUUUUUUGCUAAUUUUCCUGUACAUGAUAAUGUUAUACAUAUUCCAACUGAGGAAGAAGGUCCCUCCCAGCCGCGAGCUCUUAAAGUUACUAUACCGUUUGCUGAUGCUUUGUCACAUAUGCCGCAUAACGCUAAGUUCAUAAAAGAUAUAAUCAAUCGGAAGCAUGCAUUUCCUGAUGAAGCGGCAGCAGUGCAACUGGAGAGUAUCUAUAUGACACUUGAAACUCUGGAAGAAAUUUCAGAUAAUGGAUCGCUCAAGCUGGACGGUGUUAUGGAUUCUAGUGGGGCAAGCGAUACAAGAACAACUCCCCCUGAAUCUAUUGAGAAAGAGAAGAAAGAACCAGCGAGCGAUGCCUACAUCAAAGAUGAGUUGAAGUUACCUGAGCCCCUCAAAUACAUAUACCUUGGCCUGAAGGAAACUUAUCUGCUGAUAAUCUCCGCCUCACUACUGCCGGACCAGGAGGCUCAACUCGUUUCACUUCUCAAAAGAAGAAAAGCAGCGUUUGCAUGGAAGAUCACUGACAUAAAUGGAAUCAACCCAGCGGUGUGUAUGCACUAUAUUAGGCUGGACGCUGAUGCACGGCCAUGCAGACAGCCUCAACGGCGCUUGAAUGAAAACAUGCAAGAGGUAGGGAAAAAGGAGGUAAUCAAAUUAUUCGAUGCAGGAAUCAUUCACCCUAUCAGUGACAGCCAGUGGGUCAGCCCAACCCAGGUGGUCCCCAAGAAAGGAGGCUUCGUCGAGCAGACAAGAGAUAAGGGGGAGGUUUUUAUGACAAGACCUGUCACUGGUUGGAGGGUAUACAUCGAUUACAGGAGGUUCAAUGCUAUAACAAAAAAGGACCAUUUUCUUCUGCCGUUCCUUGAUCAGUGCCUGAAGAAGCUCGCAGGACAUGAAUACUACUAUUUUCUCGAUGGCUACUUAGGCUACCAUCAGAUUCCCAUCAAGCCGGAGGACUAUGAGAAGACAACGUUUACUUCUCCGUAUGGUAUGUUCGCCUAUAGGAGGAUGCCGUUUGGGCUUUGCAACGCUCCAACCACCUUUCAGCUAUGCAUGUACCAUAUAUUUAGUGAUCUUCUGGACUCUUGCAUAGAAGUUUUUAUGGAUGACUUUUCGGUUUAUGGCAAGACGUUUUUCAGAUGCCUGAAUAACCUGGAAAAAGUACUUUUCCGCUGCAUUGAGACUAACCUCGUGUUGAAUUGGGAGAAGUGUCAUUUGAUGGUAAAUGAAGGAAUUGUUUUAGGCCAUAAGAUCUCAGCUGCCGCGAUAGAGGUAGACAUAUCCAAAAUUAAUGUAAUUGAAAAUAUGCCAGCACACUCGAAUGGAAGGGAGUAA
Messenger RNA from Andrographis paniculata, 1509 nucleotides. RefSeq lists its product as uncharacterized. The transcript has 3 exons. Lineage: Eukaryota; Viridiplantae; Streptophyta; Magnoliopsida; Lamiales; Acanthaceae. The record is from RefSeq and is a predicted model, not a curated record. Bases 1 to 1509 code for a protein of 502 amino acids.